Acanthosepion pharaonis is the source of this 1602-nucleotide messenger RNA. The record is from the annotation of a GenBank genome assembly. Lineage: Eukaryota; Metazoa; Mollusca; Cephalopoda; Sepiida; Sepiidae.
AUGGUUUCAGCUUUCCCAACUGUAACCAGAUCCCAAACUGUCCAGAAUCGAGACCAUUGGUCAGCAUCAGAAGAUGGGGAUUUUAUCGCACUCAAAAAUGAGCGAGAGAGAAAACAGGCAGAGAAGAGAAGGAGUGAUAUGCAAAAGAAAGUAGUUGACUUGUUUAGCAAUUUGCGAGCUGCAGCCAGGUUCAAUAGUAACCCGAAUGCAGCUUCCGAAACGGUUGACGGGCAGAAGCAAUCGAAUUUAACCUUUUUCAAUGCUAUCAGCAUCGGUUCACUGGAAAUGGUUAAAGAAAUGAUUGACACACAGAAGAUCAAGCUCCCAGAACUAAUUCUAGAUGACGAAAGUCAGCAACAGGCCUUACACUACGCGCUCGAAGAGAAACAAGAGGAAAUUGCCAAAUAUUUCAUUGACAUCUGGGACAGCCAUUUGCUUUGCAAGAAUUAUAAUGUGAAUGUGAAGAAAAUAUCUGGUAAAAAGAACGCACUUCAUCGAAUCACAGAAGAAGGGUAUGUCGAACUGGCCAAGGUGUUUUUGUCACGAUUGGAUGAGGAGAAUCGAAAGAAAACCAUACUCCAAGAAAUUCCAAUGGAUAUUUUGGGACAAAGACCGCGGACAUUAUCAUGUCUCCAUCUGGCAGCUUAUAUUGGUUCUAUUGAACUUAUAGAACUCUAUCUGAAUCAAGGCGUUGAGGUCAACAGUCAAAAUUCCAAAGGUGACACAGCUCUGCUUUGGGCUGCCAGAUGGAAUAACACCGGAGUAAUGGAGACACUUUUGAAAGCCGGUGCUAACCCAAAUAUUGGUAAUGAUAAAGGAUCCACGGCACUUCACUGGGCAGUUCGAUACCAACAUGUAGACGCCGUGAGAAUCCUUACUGCAAAUCCAUCUAUCGAGAUCAACACACAAAGAAAGCUUGGACUAAUUUCGCCCAUUAUUCUCAGCUCAGCGUUGGGCAGCGUCGAAAUUGUUACGCUUCUCAUUUACGCAGGCGCAGACGUAAACCAAAAGAUACGCGGAGAGGAAAGGCCAAUUCAUCACGCCGCCAAGGAAGGUCAUGAAGAGGUUUUGGAGUUACUCAUCCGUCGUGGAGCCGAUAUUAAUGCAGACGACGCCUUGGGAAAUACGGCUUUGUUCUUGGCAAUCAAAAACGAUCAUCCGCUUUCUGUUCACGUUUUAGUCAAAGCUGGAAGCGAUCUUUGCCACAAAAACCGAGACGGCAUGGAUGUGUGGUCAUAUGCGCUUUUUAAUGAGAGCAACAAAUGUCUGGAGACUCUUGUUUAUUGUAUAAAAAAACUAAUUAACGAGAAGAAAAGCAACCCCAUUGAAGAUAUCAAAGUUCUCCUCACGAAGCAAUCGCCAAUAUUUCAAGCAGCUGCAGUGAAUGCAACAGAAAAACUCACCGCAUUGGCAACGCAUUUUGCUGUCAAUUUCUCUUUGUAUCGGUUGGAUGAUUUGCAUCAUUUUCACCCGCGGUUUCAAAGGGGUGCACCAUUUUUGGCGCAUGCUCAGAAUUAUGAUCUUCCGAGACGGUUUAAGAUUUCUUUUUCUAUACGCAUUCGUUCUGCUUUCAUUUUCUUUCUCAAUGCACGUCUUGCUUAA